GAAAAAAUAAAUUGCUUGGCAAGAAUAAAUUGUGAGGAUAAGAAACAAGAACACUCAAAUUCCGUUGCCGAUUAACCGUUAACGACUUCUGGAAAAUGGCGGGAAUAUCACCCAAUCCAACCUUGAGUUUAAGGAGAAUUCAUGGAAUCCAAUGCUGCUCAGGGGCACCAGGUAAUGAAAAAUGGAGCAGAGUUGGAACUAAAUCUAAAACCCCACGAAUUUUGAAAUUCGCCGUAAGUGGAGUCACGGAGCUUCUCAGGCUCUUCUCCUUCUCUAGCAAAGAUAGUCUGGAUAGGGUGAGCUGUGAAGAAAGAGAUGAGAUAUCUGUUUCGGGUAUUGAUGAUGUCGUAAUGAUCCUCAUGGGAGAUUAUGAGAAUGCUUAUUUUGUUACGGGGAUUUUCACUUCUGCAAUUUAUGCUGAAGAUUGUCUCUUUGAAGAUCCUACUAUCAGAUUUCGAGGUACUGAUUUGUACGCCCGCAACUUGAAACUACUAGUUCCUUUCUUUGACUCCCCAUCAAUUGGACUGCAAAAUAUUGAGAAGGGUGUCAAUUCUGAAACAAAAUUUGUGCUGGCAAAGUGGAAACUAAGAACCUACCUUAAAUUUCCAUGGAGGCCUUUUAUUUCAAUUGAUGGAAGCACAAUUUAUGAAAUAAAUGAUGAAUUUAAAGUUGUUAGGCAUGCUGAAAGCUGGAAUGUUUCAGCACUUGAAGCAAUUGGCCAGAUUUUUACCCCUAGCUUUGGGAAACCAGCAGCGAUUUGAAGACUCUAGAAGUGUAGUGCUUCUGCUUGGAAAUGAUGAUUGCUUGUGUUUACUCAUUGGCGUUCUUCAUUUGACUUUAAUGGGAUUGAAAUUCUUUGGAGACAAUCCCGAUACCAUUACUAUUUUUAACCUAUCUUUUGUUCAAAAUGGUAUUGGUUUCUCCAAAUUUGUCUAAUAUUCUCAAGUCCUAUGCUAGAAGGUAGGCUUAGGCUACCUCCCAUCAGAAUUA
Molecule: messenger RNA, 990 nt
Organism: Hevea brasiliensis (rubber tree)
Lineage: Eukaryota; Viridiplantae; Streptophyta; Magnoliopsida; Malpighiales; Euphorbiaceae
Exons: 9
Coding region: 96-761 (221 amino acids)
Source: RefSeq, a predicted model, not a curated record